Molecule: messenger RNA, 1628 nt
Organism: Entelurus aequoreus (snake pipefish)
Lineage: Eukaryota; Metazoa; Chordata; Actinopteri; Syngnathiformes; Syngnathidae
Product: tubulin beta-1 chain-like
Exons: 3
Coding region: 94-1506 (470 amino acids)
Biological process (GO): mitotic cell cycle; microtubule cytoskeleton organization
Cellular component (GO): microtubule; cytoplasm
Molecular function (GO): GTPase activity; structural constituent of cytoskeleton; GTP binding
Source: RefSeq, a predicted model, not a curated record
GGGUUUCUUCUUGAAAUACACGCAUGUCCGCCAUCGUCUGCUGUCUUUCCUCUUAGAACUUUCCAGACGCGUUUUUCCUCCACACGCCAGAAAAUGAGGGAGAUUGUUCAUCUUCAGGCUGGUCAGUGCGGAAACCAAAUCGGCGCUAAGUUUUGGGAGGUGAUCAGCGACGAGCAUGGCAUUGACCCGACCGGCACGUACCAUGGUGACAGCGACCUGCAGCUGGACAGGAUCAACGUUUACUACAAUGAAGCCUCAGGUGGGAUUAGAUUGAUGCGUAUUUGCACCAUUUUAAUUGGAUUCUUGCCUAAUUAUCAUGCAACUGCCUUUCUAGGCGGGAAGUAUGUCCCCCGUGCCGUGUUGGUGGAUCUGGAGCCAGGCACGAUGGACUCUGUGAGGUCUGGACCUUUUGGUCAGGUCUUCAGACCAGACAACUUUGUUUUUGGCCAGAGUGGUGCUGGUAACAACUGGGCCAAAGGUCACUACACGGAAGGGGCGGAGCUGGUGGAUUCCGUCUUGGACGUGGUGCGGAAAGAGGCGGAGAGCUGCGACUGCCUCCAAGGUUUCCAGCUCACACACUCCCUGGGUGGAGGCACCGGCUCCGGCAUGGGUACUCUGCUCAUCAGCAAAAUCCGAGAAGAGUACCCGGACCGUAUCAUGAACACCUUCAGCGUGGUGCCUUCACCCAAAGUGUCGGACACGGUGGUGGAGCCCUACAACGCCACGCUGUCGGUGCACCAGCUGGUGGAAAACACGGACGAGACCUACUGCAUCGACAAUGAAGCUCUGUACGAUAUCUGCUUCCGCACCCUCAAGCUCACCACGCCCUCCUACGGCGACCUCAACCACCUGGUCUCCGCCACCAUGAGCGGCGUCACCACUUGCCUCAGGUUCCCCGGGCAGCUCAACGCCGACCUGCGGAAGCUGGCGGUCAAUAUGGUGCCCUUCCCCCGUCUGCACUUCUUCAUGCCGGGCUUCGCUCCCCUCACCAGCAGAGGCAGCCAGCAGUACAGGUCGCUCACCGUGCCCGAGCUCACCCAACAGAUGUUCGACGCCAAGAACAUGAUGGCCGCCUGCGACCCGCGCCAAGGCCGCUACCUCACGGUGGCCGCCAUCUUCCGCGGCCGCAUGUCCAUGAAGGAGGUGGACGAGCAGAUGCUCAACGUGCAGAACAAGAACAGCAGCUACUUUGUGGAAUGGAUCCCCAACAACGUCAAGACGGCCGUGUGCGACAUUCCUCCCCGGGGCCUCAAGAUGGCCGCCACCUUCAUCGGCAACAGUACGGCCAUCCAGGAGCUGUUCAAGCGCAUCUCCGAGCAGUUCACGGCCAUGUUCCGGCGCAAGGCUUUCCUCCACUGGUACACAGGCGAAGGUAUGGAUGAGAUGGAGUUCACCGAGGCCGAGAGCAACAUGAACGACCUGGUGUCCGAGUACCAGCAGUACCAGGACGCCACCGCCGAGGAGGAGGGAGAGUUCGGCGAGGAGGACGAUGAGGAAAUGGGCUAAUCAUCCUAUUAUUUUUUUUUAAAUUUCCACCAGCCGUUCAGUAUUUAUUGAUUUUCUGUCUUCCAUUUUGGGACGUUUUUUCUGGUGCGCAUAUCAAAAUAAAAGUUUUGAAUAGCAAAAUG